UGCAGAAGUGGCUGAGCCGCGGGGACGGACCGGUGAGACACACGGUGUCAUUGUGUUUGUUGGGUUAUUCCUGGUUACAGAAUAAUAAUAGCACCACUAAUCAGUCAAUUACAUUAACAUGGGGAGCGGGGAGGGGGCAGCAUGGAGGGAGAGAGAAGGAGAGGGGGGCAGCAUGGAGGGAGAGAGAAGGAGAGGGGGUCAGCAUGGAGGGAGAGGGGGGGGCAGCAUAGUGGGAGAGGGCUUCUCAGUAUCAUUAUAUAUUUUUUUCCCUUUCUUUUUUUUAUUAUUAAAACAUUUUAUCAUACAUUGACAAGUAAUAAAGUGCAUACAGAACAAGACAAGUGUGACAAUGACAAAACAAAAACAUAUAAUUUACAUUGUUACAACUGUUUUAACCUAUAUAUUAGGUAAAUCACAAGCUAGACAGCUAAGAAUCUCUCAGUUGAGAUAUAUUCUGUAUCUUAUAGAACUAACAUCUAGUAAAAAUAGAUAUAGCUAUGUAAAUAUAAAUAUAUAUAUAUGGGCCAUGGUCAGUCUGAAGAUCUAAAAAGAAAUAUCCCUAUAAUAAGGAUUUUUUCAGGUCUAUCGCAAUCCAGGCAGGAAAAGUACGAAGGAAUAAUUCAUUUGUUUUCUAAGAUCCGUAUCCAAUUUAUAUAUUGAUCUUGUUUUUUUAAAGAAAGUAUAGAAGGAAGUGGUAAGUCUUUUUCCAUUUUAAAUUGAUGUAGAAUUUGAUUAACAAGCUGACUCCUCAAAAAAGGGAGAUGUGACUUCCAUUGUCUUGCUAUUAAUAUUUUUACUGCCAGGAAACAAUGGUUUACAAGGCAUUUAGAUGGAGUGGAAGAGAGUUUCCAAUUUAAAUGUAGCAAUGCUGUGUCUGGGCCUUUUUUAAUUGUAAUAUUAAAUAAACAUUUAAGAAUUUCAAAGGACCAUUCCCAAAGAUUUUUAACCAAUUUACAAUGCCACCAUAUAUGAACAAGUGUUCCCUCUGUAGAACCACAACGCCAGCAAUGAGAAGUUUGACCUGGAUACAUCUUAGUUAAUUUAUAUGGAGUCAGAUACCAUUUAUACAUAACCUUAUAUUGACAUUCAAAUAAAUUCUGACAAUGAAUAUUGUGACGAGACCAAUCUCGCCACAUUGCAUUGGAGAAGCCUGGUUGCUCGCCUGCUGCCUUUGGACUAUGGCCCCCUUUUAAAAGACUUUAUUUUUGCCUGCAGAAAAGCUGUAUUCGUUCUUUUCUGCCGGUUGUUCGGUAGUUUCAAUCUACCGAACAACCGUACGAAUGACUGGACCACCUGGGAGCUGGAGUGUGCAGGCAAUUAACCUCCCUGAAGCUGCGGUUAACUGCAGCUUAAUUGAUGAACGCUGGGUGGCCGCCAUUCGUAUCCCGAACACGAGGUCGCGGCCAUUUUAAACCAUACGAAUGAACAGCGGUGUUCGCCUCUAUUUUCAUGGAACUAAAAUCGGACACAGUUUUGCGCGAACACCGCUGAAGCCGCCGACCUCCCUUCUUGUUCGGUGAAAGUGCACGAAUGGCCCGGUGUUCGGUAUUUUUGUUUGAAUGUCUUAUACCCCAGAUAGGAAUCCCAUUGAGCCCAUUCGUAUGAAACUGACUUAAAGACUUUGGCUCCAUGGCGAUUAAACUGUAUUCGUGUGGUCUGAGUGCCCUUCACCUAAUAAUGUGCACUCAGACCUGAGCUAUCUGGGGAUAUGUUACAUGUCUGUGUUUUAUGUAGUAAAUGUUACUUUGUGCAUUUUAAAGUAUAAUGCUGGUUUUGUGUCCCCACGUGUGUAAUGGAGUUUUUCCUUUGUCUUGGGAGAUAAUUGAGUUACUUCCCAAUUAUCUCCCAGGGCAGAGGGGAGGAAGCCAGGAUGCAUUGUGGGAAUAUGCUGUGACUGUGUGUCCUAUUUGUAUACUUGUCUGUCCCUUGUCACAGUCUCCCAUUUGGUCCCCUAGGGGAGUGUCCACCAGGUGGGAGACCUGCAUAAAAGCCGGGCAGGUAGCCCUCAUUAAGCAGACCACUGCUUGACCCUCAACACGGAGCCUUGUCUCGUCUUUGGGGGGAUUUACUGUAUGCUGCUAAGGACUGAUUGCCAGGAGUGUAAGCCGCUUGGGAGCUUUUCCUGUUCGUCUGCUAGCAGCAAUUCGUAUGGUUCCUGUUCGUGUAUUUGAAGUGCUACCUUAUUCCCUUGUAUGCCGUUCGGGAGUUUGGAGCAUUCACUUAUUGGCGGUUCGUGAGUUUUGGUGAUUCUACAGUAGCUGUGCCUGUCUCUGAAAGGGGGAUUAUCGUCUAAGCGGUUUUUUCCCCUUUUGUGCAAAACGGUCCGUUACAAAUAUAUUUACGAGUAUCUCUAAGAGACAUACACCAUUCCUGCUCAGUUAUGUCGAUCUUUAAGAUCUUUUUCCAUUCAUCAAGUAUAUUUAAGGGUUGUUGAUCAAGGUUGGAUAACAAAUUAGUAGCUUUUGAAAGAAUUUUAUUAACCUUGGUAUAUCUAAAGAUAGUUUGAAAAAGAAUAUCAAUUUUUGGUGACGUAUUUAGUAAAAACAUAUUCAGAAAUUUUUUAAUUCUUAAAUAAGAAAAAAAUUCUUUGUUAGGGAGAAGAAGUUUAGCUUGAAUAUCCACAAAAGGUAAGAUUUGAUCGUCAUGGAGGAUAUCUCCAAUCGUCCAUUGAAAUUUAGACCAUUUAUUUAAAGAAAUAUCCUCAAUAUUAUCUUCUAAAAUGAUCAAAUGGGAUGACUUAAUUAUUUUAUCGGAGAUUUUAUUUUGUUUUUUUAUCUUCUCCCAUGCACUAAUAAUUUGUGACAAAAUUAAUGAUUUGCUACAUAAAAAUUCUAUAGUUUUUUUGUUAUUUUUAAGCCAUAAAUACAUUUCCAAUCUAUCUUUUCCAACUGCCUCAGAUUCAAUUAGGUACCAUGUGUCUGUUUUAAACGAUUCAACCUGCAGUUUAUAUAUGUGACCAAUAAUGUUAGCGUAAUAACAAUUUCUAAUAUUUGGAUAAUUUAUACCUCCGUUUUGAGGUUUCCUAGAGAGAACUUUAGAACUUAUUCUAGGCCUCGUCGUUUUCCAGAUAAAUUUUUGAAAACUAGAUUGUAUCAUGGUUAACCAAAUUUCUGGAAUUUGAAGGGGAAUCAUCCUAAAUAGAUAGGACCAUUUGGGCAUAAUAUAAGCAUUAAUUAUGUUAAUCCUGCCAAUCCAAGAGGAUUCGGUCAGGCGCCAUUCUUUUAAUUUUAUAUUUGUAUAUUUUAGGAGAUUCAAUACAUUUAUUUCCAUAAUAUUGUUAACUUGAGAUGAAAUUAUCACGCCCAAAUAAUUAAAAACCCUAUUAGUCCAUACAAAAUCAUAAUUUUCCCGGAGAACUUUUAAGCUGCAAAUAUCAACAUUAGUAGUUACAGCAAUUGAUUUAGAUAUAUUGAGUUUAUAAUUAGAUACCUUAGAAUAGCUUUUUAUAGCAGGUAAGACUUGAGGAAGUGAGGAUUCUGGAGAAGUGAGUGUUAAUAAUAUAUCAUCAGCAUAAAGUGAUAUUUUUGCUUCUGAAUUCUUCGUUGGAAAACCUGUGAUAUUCAAAUUAUUCCUAAUAUUAAUAGCUAAGGGUUCCAAAGUUAAAAUAUAAAGAAGGGGUGAUAAAGGACAGCCCUGGCGUGUGCCAUUAUGUAAACUAAACCAAUUUGAUUGAAUAUUUACACCUACAGUUCUAGCUGUUGGUUCAGAAUAGAGUGCCAAAAUGGCAUCAUGAAUCCAACCUAUGAAUCCAAAAGAAGUCAGCACCUCGUCGAGGAAGCGCCAACUGACCCUGUCAAAGGCCUUCUCGGCAUCCAAUGACAGGGUCAGCAGCGGAAUCUCCCGACGGAGUGCACCAUCCAAAAUAUUCACUAUUCUUCUAGUGCAUGUAUCAGAGGAUCUACCUGGCAGAAAUCCAACCUGAUCAGAAUGAACAACUCUCUCAACAAGAAGUUUUAAUCUAGUUGUUAAAAUUGCUGCAUAUAUUUUCAUAUCUGUGUUGAUUAAAGAGAUUGGUCAAUAAUUUUUAACAUCAGUUGGAUCUUUAUUUGGUUUUAGUAUUGGAAGAAUAUUGGCUUGUAAUAACUCCUUUGGUGUUUUAGCAGUUUUGGCCAUUUCAUUAAAGAGAGCCUUUAAAAGGAGUAGUUAUCUCUUUUUUCAUUACUUUAUAGAAAAGAUUAGUAAAACCAUCCGGUCCAGGAGUCUUAUUUAAUUGAAGUCUAUCAAUCUCUCUUUCAACCUCAUCUAUCGUAAACUCAUAAUUAAGUUGGGCUAACUCUUGAUUGUUAAUUUUUGGGAUAUCGAUAUUAUCCAAAUAUUGUUUAACAUCCUGAUUAUCUGAUGAUAUAUCCAGAUCAUAUAGUUUGCUGUAAAAUUCAUUAAAUAGUUGCCCAAUUUUUUCUGGGGAGGAGUAUGUAUUUUUAUCCGCGACCAGUUUAUUGAUCCUAUUAUUUGAAUUUUGCUUUUUUAAUCUUUUGGUUAAGUUUUUAUUUGCUUUAUUACUUUGAUGGUAAGUAUUUAAUCUCAAUUUAUUGAUUGUUUUUCUAAUCUUUUCUUCUGUCUUAAAGUUAAUUUGUUUUUGUAAUUCUAGAAGUGCUGAUCUUAAUUGAGUGGUUGGAAAUUCUUUAUUCAUUUUAGACAGGUUAAAAUAUUGAAUAUUUAGAUCUGUUAGAUCUCUAUUUAUCAUAGUUUUAGAUUGUUUUUCAAUUUUAAUAAGAUAGCCUCUAAUAACCGCUUUAUAUGAAGACCAUAAGGUAGAAUCUAGAAUAUCAGGGGUAGAAUUUUCAAGCCAAAAGAACCUUGAAAGUUUAAUUAUAGUGUCUUGAUUUAUCUUCACCUUAAAGAGAGAGUCGUCCAUUCUCCAGGAAUCAGUAGAUCUCUGUAAGAUCUUACCUAUUUCCAAUAUUAAAAAACUGUGGUCUGACCAAGUAUUAUCCUUAAUUUGGAUUGUAUUAAUUUCUUUCAAAGUAUUAGCUUGUACUAAGCAUAGAUCGAUUCGUGAAUACGAAUCAUGCACUUUAGACAAAUGCGUGUAAUCUCGUAGAUCUGGGUGAGUUACCCGCCAGACAUCAUAUAAACCAUGCAUGGCACAUAAAUUAGAGAGGGUUUUAGAUUGUUUAUAUAAAUGGCUUUCAGAUUUUAAUUGAAUAUGAGUUUUUUUAUCCAUUAGUAAGUAUAUAUUAACCAGAGUGUAAGUUAUAGAUUCUAUUUUGCAGAUAAUUAUAAGAAAUCUGCCAUUAAGGUCACUGUCUAUUAAUUUUACUUCAAGUUUUAAAUUAGAAUCAAAUAUGAUUGCCACCCCAGAUUUUUUAUUAUUUAGGAGAGAUGCAUGAUAUAUAUAUUUGUAUUUAUGCCCCAUCCAUUUUAGCGACUCAGAUCUCAACCAGUGCGUUUCUUGGAGAAAGGCUAUUUGUAUUUGGUUAGAGACCAAAGAAUCAUAAAGCAUUUGCUUUUUCCACCGUGUAUUUAAACCUUGUACAUUUAUAGACAUAAUUUUCAGCAUUAACUUUCAGAAAUUUUGUAAACACUAGCUCGAUAGUACCAGAUAAUUUGAGACACAAAAAUGAUAUUAUUCAGACUGACCAUAGCCCAAUUAGUGCAACAAUGCAAAUAACAACACAUACCACAACAUAAAAACCUCUGAUGAAACAUAAACGUUUCACCAACAUUCAACAGUAUACAUCCCAAGGCUAAUAGCCAUGGGUUCACUUGAUCUUCCAUCUUAGAAGAUAAGAGAUAUCUGUGAAAACAUCACAGAAAGAGGGGAUUAAGAUCAGGCAUCUAAAGACUUAAUUUAAGAAUAUAUAUUUGAGAUAGAGGUAAUAGGCAGAGAGAGAGGAGGAUAACUUUGAAUUAAUAAACAUCUACCAAUUUUUCAACAUUUGUAUAAAAAAAAAAAAGGCCCACCAAAUUAUAAUAUUUCUUUUGCCUCUUGUGAACUUUCCAUCUUUUUUCUCUCCCUCUCCCCCCCGCUUUCAUUUCUAUCUUAUUUUACUAAUCCUUUUAUUACUUGUGUUUCGUUUGGAUAUAAAGAGCAAAAAUAAGUGAACAAAUAUAUUAAUUAUAUGUGUGCAUGUGAGAAUUAUCACCUUUUAAAUCUUAUUAAAUUUAUCUUAAUUAUACCCCGAAUCAUACUUAAUUUCCUUAUUUAUAAUACAUAGCGUGGUCAUUCCCUAAUAAUUAGCUUGUGAAAGAUAUUUAGAAAGACAUUAUUUUGCAGUGAACUUCAUAAUAUAUAUUUGUGACUUUAAUUCUCUCCGACCUCUUAGUCUUCCUAAUUCCUCUAGAACCCUAAAAGUCUCUAUCAAAAAUUAAUUUAAUGAUUUGUUCUGUAACCAUGUCUUUAGCUUAUCUGGUUGAUCAAAAGACUCUAUUUUUCCAUCCAUUUGGAUAAUCAUCUUUGUGGGAUAGCUCCAUCUAAAUCUGAUAUUAUGUUGCUUGAGGAUAUUAAUUCCAGAUGAAAACAUUCUUCUCUUGUUUCUGGUAUUAUAAGAUAGAUCUGGAAGUGCUAUGAUAUAUGCGUAUGGACCAUCUUUUAUACGUUUCUCUCUAUUGGCUUUUAAAACUUGUUCUUUAAAUUCAAACGAAUGGAAACAAGUAAUUAUAUCUCUUGGAGUAUCAGAUGCUAUAUUUGAUGGUUUAUGCAAUCUGUGACAUCUUUCGAUUUUCUCAUUAUGGCCAUCCAGUUUUAAACCUAGGACUUUAAAGUAAUCGUAUAGCAUAUAUUCCAAAUUUUCUUGUUUAUUGGAAUCAACAAAAUUGCGAAACCUCAGAUUUUUUCUGCGGGAUCUAUCUUCAAGAUCUUCUAUUUUGUUUUCAAGAUUGUGAAUUUUUGAUGUCAGUGUAUUUACUUCUUCGUUCAAUGAUACUAUUUGAAAGUCAACGUUCCUCAAUCGAUCUUCCAUGACUUGGAAUUUUUCAGUUAACUUAAAAAUUUCACUUUUUAUUUCUUGUCGUAUUUCUAUAGAGUUUUUUUAAAAUUUCACUCUUUAUUUCUUCUAAGAUAGAUUGUAGACUUUCAUUCAAAACUUUAGUAGUAAUUUCUUCCUGUUCUUUGUUGUCUUUAUUUAUAUCCAUAGUAGAUGGCUUUAAAUUUGUUAACGAUGAUCUCGGUUUAUUCCCUUUUGAAUCUUUAGAUUGAGGAGAAAAAAAUAUAUCUAAGUUUUUUUUCUUGAUGUACUUCUCCUUUAUCUCCUUUGUCUCGAUUUGAUGCAGAUUUGGAUUCUUGAACUAUUUUUUUAGGAGCCAUCAGCUUCCUUGUAUUUUGCACUCCUUCUGAUUUGUCUUCACUCACUUUCCUUUUUAUUUAAUUAUUAUUUGCAAUGUCUCUUUUCUUUUUUUUUUUUUCCUCCUUCAUUUUCUUUUCUUUUCCUUCCGUUUGUUUCCUUUUUAUUUUUUCCACCUUUUUUUAUUUUUUUUUUUUUUAUUUUUUAUUAUUUAUUUAUUUUUUUUUUUUUUUUUGUAUAUUUUUUUAUUAUUAUUUUUUUUUUUUUUUCCUUUGUCAAUACAAAUAUAUGAGUAAAUUAAUAUAUAGAGUGAACACAAUUCUCUUGGUUUUUAUAGAUACUGUGAGACAAUAGUUAGGUGAGAAAGGAAGGAAAACAAUAAAAAGGGGAUUUUCUUAUCUUAUCUUUUAAGUGGAGUCUCUUGUCAUCUAGAUGGAGUUUAAACCUUGGAGCCUGAGCGCCGAGAGUUGCCGUUCCACGGUGCGUCCAACCAUCAGAUGCCCCAACGAGCACUCCCACUCCUCGACCCGCGGGCCAGCCGACCACACAGGAUUCCAGUGA
This is a messenger RNA of Pelobates cultripes (western spadefoot toad), 7784 nucleotides long. Lineage: Eukaryota; Metazoa; Chordata; Amphibia; Anura; Pelobatidae. The record is from the annotation of a GenBank genome assembly.